AUGGAGCACUUUGCAGUGGACGACCUCGUAAUCAAGCUUAUGGCCAAGCGAAAGGACUAUAUGCACGAGAUGUAUACCAACUACUGCGAAAAGAUAGAGAGCUUCCUGGGCAAUUUCCAACCUGGCGAGAGCGAAACCAUCUGUGCGUACUUCAAGAGCAUAGAAGAGAAAAAGCGGCAGCACCAGGAAAAAAGCAAAGAAAAAAAGAAAAGGGCGUGCAGAAGCGAGUCUUCCUCAAGCAAAAGAAGAAAGUCUAUGGUAGUCACGUUUGACGACAUGUCGUUUUCCUUUGGAAAGGACGAUCUGGAGCAGCUGACCGGCCAGGAGAAGCCGGUGGACCCAGAAGUCAAGAGCCUCUUGCAGAAGAUGAACGAGCUUUUCAAGCAACUGGGCCAGGCCAGCGUAAAUAAGUAA
This is a messenger RNA of Nematocida major, 414 nucleotides long. RefSeq lists its product as uncharacterized. The transcript has a single exon. The coding region runs from base 1 to 414 and encodes 137 amino acids. The record is from RefSeq and is a predicted model, not a curated record. Lineage: Eukaryota; Fungi; Microsporidia.